Messenger RNA from Brassica napus (rape), 1735 nucleotides. Its product is annotated as SEC14 cytosolic factor-like. NCBI's taxonomy places the organism in Eukaryota, Viridiplantae, Streptophyta, Magnoliopsida, Brassicales, Brassicaceae. The coding region runs from base 478 to 1482 and encodes 334 amino acids. The record is from RefSeq and is a predicted model, not a curated record. The transcript is spliced from 11 exons.
CUAAGCAUCAUAGUUUGAAUCUUCCUCUCUCUUUUUUCUUGUUUUCGUUCGUUCAUUUUCACAGAAAAAAUCAAAUACUUUAAACUUGUGCUGAUUGACCCGCAACCACAAGAGGUGAAAAUUAUAUGGGAUUUGGGAACUGGAUUGAUUUGAUUAUUCAACAUAUCCCAUAGAACUCACAAGAACUCUGAAGCUGCUUUAAUUUUUGUUAAAGACGUAAAAAGAGGGUGAUAAGGCAGGUCUUUGUCAAAGUAGUUAUUUAUCUUCGUAAAGAAGAGUUUUUAAUACAAUAUAUUUUUGUUGGUGGGGUGUUUUCCGUCUCCUACCACCUCUUUGACCUUUAAUGAUAGCCUCAUAGUUUGGUCUGCAAACUGACCAAAGGAGGUUAAAAAAAAAAAAAGAGAGUCGAUCUUGGAGAUUUUUUUACUUUUCUCUGGGGAACUCUGUCUGGCUGCAGAGGAAGCGAGAGCGGAACCAAUGGGGAUCGUCUCGGAAGAAGAAGCCAUUGAUGAACUCCAGAAGCUCAUAAAUCAAGUUGAGGGGCCACUGAAGAAAACAUUUGAGAGAGUCCAUCAGGGAUACCUGAGGGAGAACUUGAGUCGUUUCCUGAAAGCACGUGACUGGAACGUGAGCAAAGCUCAUACAAUGCUUCUUGACUGUUUGCGUUGGAGGGUGGAUAGUGAAAUCGACAGUAUCUUAUCAAAACCCAUUGUUCCUAGUGAGUUGUACAGGGACGUACGGGAUUCUCAACUCAUAGGAAUGUCUGGUUACACCAGAGAGGGCUUGCCUGUGUUUGCUAUUGGCGUUGGCCUCAGCACAUUCGACAAAGCUUCAGUUCACUACUAUGUCCAAUCCCACAUCCAAAUCAAUGAAUACAGAGACCGUGUACUACUGCCUUCCAUGUCUAAGAAGAAUGGGCGGCCAAUCACCACCUGCGUCAAGGUUCUUGACAUGACAGGUCUGAAACUUUCAGCCCUAAGCCAGAUUAAGUUAGUGACAAUCAUAUCAACCAUCGAUGAUCUAAACUAUCCAGAGAAGACAAACACUUACUAUGUUGUCAACGCUCCAUAUAUAUUCUCCGCCUGUUGGAAGGUUGUAAAACCUCUUUUACAUGAGAGGACGACUAAAAAAGUUCAUGUGUUAUCCGGUUCCGGAAAGGAUGAGUUACUGAAGAUUAUGGACUACACAUCCCUCCCACAUUUCUGUAGAAGAGGAAGCUCUGGCUCAUCUCACCAUACUCAGAGUGUAGACUGUUUUUCUGUUGAUCAUCCCUUUCAUCAGCAGCUGUACAGCUAUGUGAAGCACCAUUGCGAAACGCAGGGACAAGGUGAACCUGCAAAGCAAGGGUCGUUCCACGUGGGUUUUCCUGAGCCUGGAGCUGAUGGUGUUCAGAUAGCUAAAACCAUUGAAUCUGAAAUGCACAAGUCCGAGAACUGCAAUGGUCUGGGGAAGCCUGUUGAUGACAGAACAGUCGGUCCAUGAAAAGACUUGGAAGAUGUUUAACCCUGAAUGGCUCUGAAGGAAGUCUUUUCAGUGCCUUCAAAUGAGUAAAUUACUGAGCACUUAGCACUUACCACUAAGCUCUGUGAACUCCUUAGCCAUGCAAAUGUAAAGCGAAGCACAGAGAAUAAAAUGUUGAACUGAUGAAUGUACUCCUGGAUUCAUGUUUAGUGUUAUUUGAUCCUCGUGCUAAGACAUUUCUAGCAAAUUUAUAUAUGAUUUAUAUUGUCUCCGA